UCACCUGUGCAACAGAUGGGAUGCGGCAGACGCAGGUGUUUCGGAAUCAUCGUUAGCGUAGCCAAGAAUCACAUGCCCAAUAAAUGUGGAUCCAGCAGACGGAUUGCUCAUAUCCUUCCGUUCUCAAUAGAGAGGUUCAAAAUGUUGGGGAGCUUGCUGGUUGCCUUGUUCUGUGGAACCACUGUGGCCCUGAUUGAUCCUAAUCUCGAUGAACAUUGGAUGGUUUGGAAGAAGACUCAUGGUAAAGUCUAUCCCCACAAGUUUGAGGAGCUGAAGCGGCGCAGUAUUUGGGAGGGCCAUUUCAACAUGAUCGAGCAACACAACAUGGAGUCAUUCCUUGGCGUUCACUCAUACCAGCUGGGCAUGAACCAUUUGGGUGACCUGGCGUCAGAGGAGCUUGUUGCCAUGCUCACCAGCACCCUGGAACCACGAGAACUGGACUUGGGCCCACGCAAAUGGCCUCUACUUCUCCAGACGCCCCUGCCAAAGUCUGUCGAUUGGAGGACCAAAGGUUUGGUGACUGAAGUGAAGAUGCAGGGACACUGUGGUUCCUGUUGGGCCUUCAGUGCAGUGGGAGCCCUGGAGGGGCAGCUGAAGAAGACGUCCGGCUCGCUGGUGUCCCUGAGCGCCCAGAACCUGGUGGACUGCGCUGCCAAGUACAGGACCUACGGCUGCAACGGCGGCUUCAUGACCAACGCCUUCCGAUAUGUGAUCGACAACCAAGGCAUCGACUCUGAGAAGGACUAUCCAUAUGAGGGCAAAGAAGGCCAUUGUCGUUAUAACCCCAGCUAUCGAGCAGCUAAUUGCACCAGCUACAACUGCCUACCAAAGGGGGAUGAACAGGCGCUUAAAGAGGCGGUCACUCACAUCGGCCCAAUUGCUGUCGCUAUUGAUGCCUCUCGGCUGACGUUCAUUUUUUACCGCAGUGGAGUGUACAGGGAUCCAACGUGUUCCAAAAAUGUCAACCAUGGAGUGCUGGUGGUUGGCUAUGACACUCUUAAAGGACAUGACUACUGGCUGGUUAAAAACAGCUGGGGCAGAGGUUAUGGCGAAAGGGGCUACAUCAAGAUUGCAAGAAACAAUGGCAAUGAGUGUGGCAUUGCCCUCUUCCCCUGUUACCCAAUUAUGUGAGCUUAAAGAAAAACAAUAAUUGUAUUGUCUAAAAUUUUUAAACUCUUUCAAUAAAUAUUUUUUUACUGUCUA
Sardina pilchardus (European sardine) is the source of this 1203-nucleotide messenger RNA. Its product is annotated as cathepsin S-like. The transcript is spliced from 8 exons. Gene Ontology annotation, cellular component: lysosome. Bases 16 to 1131 code for a protein of 371 amino acids. Gene Ontology annotation, biological process: immune response; positive regulation of apoptotic signaling pathway; positive regulation of peptidase activity. Gene Ontology annotation, molecular function: cysteine-type endopeptidase activity; cysteine-type endopeptidase activator activity involved in apoptotic process. The record is from RefSeq and is a predicted model, not a curated record. NCBI's taxonomy places the organism in Eukaryota, Metazoa, Chordata, Actinopteri, Clupeiformes, Clupeidae.